AUGGCCGGAGGUGGUGUCAAGAAGCCGAUCAAUAUCUUCCGCCUUGGCGACCUGGGCGAGCCCAAGGGCGUCUUCAACUGGCGCUUAUGGUUCUCUGUCUUCUCCUUCAGCAUUCUCGGCGCCGCCCGCGGCAUCGACGAGGGGCUCAUCACCGGCGCCUUCAACUCAAAGCAUUUCCAGCACCUCAUCCACUACGACACGAUGUCUGCCAGUGCGAAGGCCGAUCUCAAGGGCAACAUCUCGUCCAUGGUUCUUCUCGGGUCGAUCGCAGGUUCACUGUUCGCGUUUGUCGUCUGCGACCGUAUCGGCCGUCUCUGGGCUACGCGACAGCUCGUCAUGUGGUGGGCCUUCGGUAUAUCUCUCUUCAUGGGCUCUAACGGUAACCUGGGAAUGAUCUAUUCCGGCCGCUUCAUCGCAGGUAUAGGCAUCGGGAUGACAGCAGUAGUUGGCCCACUUUACCUUGCUGAGAUCGCUCCCGCGUCUGUCCGUGGCCUGUGCACCUGCAUGUUCACCGGCAUGGUGUACCUUGGAAUCAACGUUGCCUACUUCACCAACUUCGGUAUGCAGAGGAACUACCCGAAUGGCGCUGUGCGUUGGCUGGUCCCGACGUCUAUCCACCUUUGGUUCGCUUCCGCAAUCUUCAUUCUCUCGUGGUUCCAGCACGAGUCGCCGCGGUACUUGGUCAUGCGGGGUCGGGUUGCCCAGGCCCAGAAAGUUAUGUCUCGGCUCCGCCGCCAGGCUGAAGACUCAGAGUACAUACGCCGCGAGAUUGCUUCAAUUGUUCAUGCCCACGACCUCGAGGUUGAGGCAACUCGGGGCAUGAAUGUCUGGCAGGCAAUCAAAAAGACUCUAUCCAACAAGCAAUACCUUUUCCGCCUCUACCUUACCACAUCAGUCCAGUUUCUCUCCCAGUGGUCCGGUGCCGGAUCCAUCACCAUCUACGCACCCGACUUAUUCGAGCUCCUGGGCGUCCAGGGCACGAACCUUGGUCUGCUAGUUACCGCUGUCUUUGGUCUCAUCAAGCUUUGUGCCGCCGUUUUUUGUGCUCUCUUCCUGGUCGACGUCAUCGGCCGCAAGCGCUCGCUCUUGAUCGGUAUCUCGCUUCAAAUCAUCUCAAUCGCUUUUGUCUCCGGGUUCCUCUCGGCCUUCCCAUCGAUGGGCAGCGAGGACUACGUUUUGCCUGACCGGUACAAGGCCGUUUCUCGAGUCGCUAUCGCCAUGAUCUACGUGUCUGGCUGCGGCUGGGCGCUGGGCUGGAACUCGAUGCAGUACCUCCUCACUGCUGAGAUCUUCCCCCUCAACAUCCGUGCCGUCGCCACGUCGUGGGCUAUGAUGCUCCAUUUUAUUAACCAGUGGGCGAGCGCUCGCGCUGUCCCCACGCUCCUGCUGGACGUCAGGCAUGGCGGCAUCACCCCAGCUGGGACAUUCUGGAGCUUCACUUGCGUCACCAUCAUCGGCGGCGCCUGGGUAUGGUUCUUUGUUCCCGAGACCGCGGGCUAUUCGCUUGAGGCUAUGGACGAGCUCUUCAAGCUGCCGUGGUACAAGAUCGGCCGCUACGGGAACAGAUUUGCAGCUGAGAGGGCGGAGCGCCGCCCUAUUAGCCCAGAGUUAGAGGAAAAGGACGAGGACGCCCAGAUUGACAUCGAGACCGCCCGCAAAGCCCAGCACAACACCCUGGUGUAG
Molecule: messenger RNA, 1683 nt
Organism: Cutaneotrichosporon oleaginosum
Lineage: Eukaryota; Fungi; Basidiomycota; Tremellomycetes; Trichosporonales; Trichosporonaceae
Biological process (GO): carbohydrate transport; transmembrane transport
Cellular component (GO): membrane
Molecular function (GO): carbohydrate:proton symporter activity
Source: RefSeq, a predicted model, not a curated record